Apis dorsata (giant honeybee) is the source of this 2823-nucleotide messenger RNA. It is a transcript of the gene Orc1, whose product is annotated as origin recognition complex subunit 1. Gene Ontology annotation, biological process: DNA replication initiation; mitotic DNA replication checkpoint signaling. Gene Ontology annotation, molecular function: ATP binding; ATP hydrolysis activity; DNA replication origin binding. Bases 148 to 2649 code for a protein of 833 amino acids. Gene Ontology annotation, cellular component: nuclear origin of replication recognition complex. The record is from RefSeq and is a predicted model, not a curated record. NCBI's taxonomy places the organism in Eukaryota, Metazoa, Arthropoda, Insecta, Hymenoptera, Apidae. The transcript is spliced from 5 exons.
GAAUUAUAAUAUAUUUUCUUAAUAUUUUUUUAUUUAAUCAAGUACAUAUUAUGAUUAAUUAAAUAUAAUUUAUUAAUAAAAAAAAUUUUAUUAAAAAAUAUAUGUAAUAUAAUUUGUUAAAAAAAAUUCAAGUAAACAACAAUUAAAAUGACUUCAAGAUUAAAUAAAUGUUCUGAUCAUCAAAUACUAACAAUUCUUGAUACAAAAUCAAAUUCUGAUAAUGAUCAAGAAUCAUGUGAUAAUAUGAAUGAAACUAAAUUGCAAACAAAAAAAAAAUCAAAUGCUCAAAAUAUAAUAAAAAUUAUUUCAGAUGUAUCUUCAGAUACAGAAAAUGUGUUUCAAAAUUAUAAAUAUGCAUUAUCAAAGAAUAAUAUUUUACAUAAAAAAAAUGUUUCUCUUAAAAUUAAACUUAGAAGAUCUACAGAACAAAGUUUAUAUAAAAUUGAUACAGAUUCUGAAUAUGACAAUUCUAAUCUUAAAUCUCAGAAUAGACUUCGAAAACAAAAAAGAAGAAAUUAUUUAGAAAGAAAAAAGAAAAAUUUAGAAGUAAAAGAAUCUUAUAGUGACAGCAAUGAUAAUUCUACAAAAACUGAAACAAAUGAUGAAAAGGAAAUGAAACAUGUUGAGAUUGAAAAUGAACAAUUAAGAAAGAAUAGAAAUAGAAGACCACCUUUAAAACUUUCUUAUUAUUAUUGUGAUACAUUGAAUCCUUCAAAUCUCAAAAAUAAUUCUCCAUCUUUAAGGCAUAGAAAAAAUAUUAAUUAUAAUGAGAAUAAAUUACUUAUCAAUUCUAUUGUAUCUAACAUUAAAAAUGAAAAUAAACAGAAAAGAAAUGAAACUUUAAAUAUUUCUAAUGACAAACUUAAUGACAAGAAUUUAGAAUGUUCAAAUAUAAAAAAUAAUAAACGAAAUCGUAUUUCUUCUACAAAAAAUGAAGAAAAUGAGAAUAGUAAUACAGAUACUGAAAUAUUGAAAACAAAAUCUUUGAAAAAAUCUAAUAAAUUUAAAAAUAUAAAUAAAUUAAAUCAUACUUCAAAACAACAUGAUAUGAUAAAGAAACAAAAUUCAUUAUCACCAACAAGUACAAACAGUACACCUGUUAAAUUAAUUAAACAAAAAAGGAUGAUAUGUGAAACACCAAAAAAGAUUCAAUGUAUUGAUAUUAGUAAUAGUAAUGAUGAAGAAGAAUGUUUAUCUGAUAUGUAUAAACGUAUUAAAAUUUCAUCAGAAGUAAAAAUUAAAAAUUCUACUUCUUUUAAAAUGGAUAAUCAAAAGAAGAUGAUUUGUAGAAAUAUAAUAACAAAUGAUCAAUUUGUUGAUAAAAAUAAUAGUGAUACUGAAGAUGAAUGUUUAUCUGACAUGUAUAAACGUAUUAAAAUUUCAUCUACUAAAAAAAAUAAUAUAAAAAAUGAAAAAAAUAUAGAAUCACAACAGAAAUCUCAUUUAAAUACUCCAAAAUCUCAUUCAAUAAAAUGUAGCAAUUUAACACCAUCAUUAGUAAAACGGAAUAAUGUUCUAUUAAAACCUAGUACACCAUUACAGGAAGCUAGAUCUAGAUUACAUGUUAGUGCUAUACCAAAAUCUUUACCCUGUAGGGAAGAAGAAUUUAAUAACAUUUUUACUUUUCUUAGAGGAAAAUUGGAGGAUAAAAGUGGAGGAUGUAUAUAUAUAAGUGGAGUACCAGGUACAGGUAAAACUGCAACUGUAAAUGAAGCUAUUAGAUGUUUACAAAAAUUGAUACUUAAAGGCCAAUUAGAUGAAUUUGAUUAUGUUACAAUUAAUGGCAUGAAAUUAACUGAACCACGACAAGCUUAUGUACAAAUUUUAAAACAAUUAUAUAAUAAAACAGCUACAUGGGAACAAUCAUAUUCUAUACUUGAAAAAAGAUUUCAUAAUACUACUUCUAAAAUGACAUUACUUCUUGUAGAUGAACUUGAUUUUUUGUGCACAAAAAGACAAGAUGUUGUUUAUAAUCUAUUGGAUUGGCCCACAAAAUCAACAGCCCAGUUAAUUGUUGUCACUAUAGCCAAUACUAUGGAUUUACCUGAGAGAGUUUUAAUGGGACGUGUUACAUCGCGUUUAGGUCUAACACGAUUAACUUUUCAACCUUAUAAUUAUAAACAAUUACAAGAAAUAGUUAUGUCUCGACUUAAAAAUUUCGACGGUUUUAGAAGUGAAGCUGUACAACUUGUUGCACGAAAGGUUUCUGCUGUAUCUGGAGAUGCUAGACGAGCUUUAGAUAUAUGUCGUCGUUCUAUAGAAAUUGCAGAAUCGCGAAAUGCAGAAACGAUCUCUCUUCAAGAUGUAACAGAAGCUGUAUCCGAAAUGAUUGCAUCUGCGAAAGUUCAAGCUAUAAAACAUUGCUCAAAAAUGGAACAAAUAUUUUUGCAAGCAGUAUCUUCAGAAAUUAUGCGAACUUCGAUUGAAGAAGUAUAUUUUAAAGAUGCAUAUAAGCAACUUGAAUCAUUGUGUUCUUUUGAUGGUAUUGAGAUACCUACUGUAACAGAAGUACUUGCUAUUUGCAGAAGAUUGGGUUCUAGUAGAUUAUUAAUAUGUGAACACUCAAGAAACGAUAUAUAUCAAAAGAUUUUAUUAAACAUUUCAACAGAUGAUAUUCAUUAUGCAAUGCAAAAAUUAGAUUUAAAUUAAAAAUAAGAUAAUUUUUUAAAUAUAUAUGUAUGAGUGCCUGCAACUGUGAUGUAUAUUACAUGUUUUUUCAAAAGUGCCUUAGUAAGGUAAUUCAAUAAAUUAUUAAUAUUUUAUUCAAUUGAUUAAAUUGUAAUUAAUGAAUUUUGGAAUAAAAGUGAUAUUUUAUUAAAUAAA